Messenger RNA from Talaromyces rugulosus, 5097 nucleotides. RefSeq lists its product as uncharacterized. NCBI's taxonomy places the organism in Eukaryota, Fungi, Ascomycota, Eurotiomycetes, Eurotiales, Trichocomaceae. Gene Ontology annotation, molecular function: oxidoreductase activity, acting on the CH-OH group of donors, NAD or NADP as acceptor; zinc ion binding. The transcript is spliced from 8 exons. The annotation marks the transcript as partial. The record is from RefSeq and is a predicted model, not a curated record.
CAUAUUACAGCAGUUACUCCUCAGCCAUACCUCUCAAUUCCACAGACUUUACCAUCUCGAUCUGUCAUUUGCUACGAACCUUACCUUCACCACUACCUCAUCUUCCAAACGCAAGAUCGCCAUACAAAAUCAUUACUCAUGGCAUACAACAACCCAGAUGCUCCCUUCUUCAGGCCUCCGCCCGAGACAUUCGCCAUGUUCGCGGAUCUCGCCGAGGACGAGGACCAAGACGAGGAAGAAAUUAUACCUCGAAAUCGGCACGCGUCAAAUGUACCGCCACAAACGCCCUUGUUCUUCCAACAAGGACCAGCACUACCACUACCGCGAAUUACCCCCCGUGCGCAACACGGCCGAAGACCGCAGACCUUGAACGGCCAAAUCCUGCACCGACCGAGAAGAGAAGCGCCAUGGCACCAGGGAAUGUAUGAGACCGAUUAUAUCGACGAUGAGGCGGACCUCGUGCCAAAGAUCCCGACUUUGACCUCUCAAGGCCGCCUCCCCCCAAAGGCGCUCAGGGGGGCCAAUCCCCCUCGGCGACCCCCUGGCCAGGGGGGUAGCUUACCAUCUCCGACUCAAAGCAGCGAUUCCCAUGACGAUAAUGGGGGCGCCUUUCCCCUGCCAACGCGAUACAAACCAUCGUACGCUCAGGCGCGCACCGCAUCCAGAUUCUCCGAGUUUUCCGUCUUUGCGAGUCAAAAGGACAAGAAAAAAGCGAAUCAGGUCCAGCGAAUUGCCGAAAGUGAAGAGGGCCUGCGUAAAUUCCUAGACGAAUUUCCUAAAGACACUAGGUUUCUUGCUAAGCUUCCGCAGAUUGAAAAGUACAAACAGAAACUUAACACUCCCAACGAAUUGCUCAAUUCCGGGGAGGCCAAAUGGGUUUACGAGGUUGCAAGGGCCGUGGAGCGUCGCAGGGUGGUUAUCGAGAGCAAAGCGUUUGAAGAGCAGGCCAAAGCUCAGACUGGAGGCAUUAGCACGAAACGGAAACGCAAGGAUACUUCAUCUUCACCUUCUAGCUAUGGCACACCAAUCCGUGCUUCAACAGGCGGAAAAACAAUCCCUGGCCACGUGGUCGAAGAAAGCGACGAGGACUCUGACGAUUCUGACGAAGAACAAGGUGGCCGUCCUCGCAAGAAAGGGCAAAAGACUAUUUCAGGUUGUGAUGGCUCGAGCAUAUCUGCGUUCAACGUCCGGGAAGCACUGGCUGAAACGAGUGAGAGUGAGGCCGAAGACUGCUCGACCGAAUAUGAUGAGAGCGACGAGAGCGAUGAGGAAAGCGGCGACGUUAUCGGCGAUGCGAACGCAGUCUUGGAAUUGGGAUCAGUGGCAGUGGCAGAGGGAGAAGUAGAAGCAGAGGCAGAGGCAGAAGCAGAAGACGAUCUCCAAUCGUUAUCGCAUCUUUCAACCUACAUCUUGAUACAAGAAGACCUCGUCAUCAUGGCAGACGACGACAGGAGAAUAUACGAACCAAGACUGGAUGCCUUUGAACUCUAUCACAAAUACGAUUACCCAGAACGCCCAAAACAUGAGAAAGACUGGAAAACCGCAGCGCUGCAAGGGCCGGCCCUCCCAGCCCUGGGCCAUGCGGUCGCCGGUGCCGCCGGAUCCGCAGUGUCGAAUGUCGCGACCUAUCCGCUGAGGCUGAUUGUGACUCGAUUGCAGAUGCAACGGCUUGCUGCGCGGACACAAAGCUCAAAGUCCAGCUCGAAGCGAGAGUCAUAUGCAGGCAUGCUCGACGCAGCACAAAAGAUAUACACCAAGGAUGGCGGCAUCAAAGGCUUCUUCACUGGUGUUGGCGACGACACAUGGAAAACAAUCGCUGAUUCGUUCCUAUUCUUCCUUGCCUAUACCGCACUGCGUGAGCGGAGGCUCAGCUCCAACCUAGGUGCAGGUGGGAAGAAGCGUUCUGUACUCCCUGUUCUGGAUGAGCUGGCCAUUGGGGUGAUCGCCGGGGCAUUUUCAAAAUUCUGGACCACGCCCCUCGCCAACAUUGUGACUCGGAAACAGGCCGCCGCGAUAUUGAGUGAUAAUGCUUCGGAUGAAAUCUCUACUAAGAAAGUAGCAGCCCAGAUCUCGGCUGAAAGGGGUAUCUCAGGCUUUUGGGCCGGGUAUUCGGCAUCUCUGUUUUUGACACUGAACCCAUCCAUCACCUUCUUCUUAAACGAGUUCCUGAAAUACCUCGUUCUCCCACGUCAAAAACGACGGAAUCCACCAGCUGUAGUGACAUUUUUGCUUGCAGCUAUUAGCAAGGCAGUUGCAUCUACUGUCACGUACCCAGUCUCACUAGCCAAAACACGACUACAAGCAAACCCUUCCUCCGGAGAGAAAACCAAGAGCUCAUCCCCGGCUCAAGCCUUCAGGCUCGAAAUAUUCCAGGCACUCCACUCUAUCGCAGUUGAAGAAGGCGCCAGUGCUUUGUACGAUGGAAUCAUCGGCGAAGUUAUCAAGGGCUUCCUCUCUCACGGCAUCACAAUGCUGACAAAAGAUGCCGUGCAUUCUUCUAUCGUCAAGUCAUACUACGCUGUUUUGAUUCUACUUGACAAAUACCCAACACCAGAAGAGCUGAUGGUUAUGGCUCGCGAACAGGCCGAGGCGUACGCAGAGGUCGCCCGUGAAGGGGCAAAAGAUUUAGCAGAGACGGUCAAGGAGAGGGUACCAUCCGUGACUACUGCCAAUAUGUCAGUUGAUAUGACAUCGAAUGCUCCAGAGUACCCUCCAUUUGAGGAAACAAAUGAGUUGGCAGAAAUCGUUGGUGAUUACGUUGAGGACGAUGCUACAGAAUGGCGCAGUCUUUACCAUUGGUUCUGGAAUCGAUUCAAUGCUCAUCUAAAUUUUUUGCACAUAACCCUCACUCAAUCUAUCACCUCGCCUCACAGACGAUCCAGUCCAGAUGUCUCACCGGCCUCGCUGCAACGUGAUCCAACGACAUUGAACCCUCGCCGGCUGACACUCACCAUGGCCCGCUCAAAGCGAAGAAAAAUUGGUUUCGAGCCCACUCAAGCAUACACGGUGGAUCGCUUGAAAAAAGCCCUGCGACUUUAUCAGCGCUCAAAAUGUCACAUCAAAAGACGAGGUCUACCACACUCAUAUCUCGGGAGCUACCUGAGGUCAUCCUACUACGACCUACGAAUUCGACAAUCCAACUUGGAGCCGAUUGACAUUGACUGUGACGACGACAGCGAUGGGAAUUAUAGCCCCAAAAGCCGAAAGAAACGCAAGCGCAACAAAGCAAAACCAGCGGAACUGCCGUUGCCGGAGCAAGUCCAGCCGCAGAAGCUGGUUAUUAUCUUUCAUUUCAAAUCAAUAACGGCAAAGAUGUUUCUACACAAGUUGGCGCACAGCGCCGUUUUCAGCGAUCUCAUUGAAGAUUCCAAUGAUAUUGAGGAAGAGAAAAAGGUCACACAAGUCCAGAAAAAGCCCCCGGCCUCUGUUCGGAGCAUACGAACAGCCUACUGUCAUCCGCUCGAUUGCGAACUUGGCAAUAACAAUGGAGAGCCGUGUGAAUUCUGCCGCAAUUUUACAUUUGGCAUGUUUGGCCUCGGGCUGAAGGAGGUAACAGUCGCCGAUUAUGGAAGAGGAUACGGCCUGGAGGAGGUUGAAGGAGGGCAUCAAAGUGCUGGUCAUGAACGCACGCGGAUCUGUCACAACUGCUGUCUUGAUAGACAGUACAUCACAAACUGUCCUGGACACAAAUUGUCUUCUUUGCCUGGGCUCGAUCCGUUCACGUUUGACUUUGGAAAGGCAUUUCGGAGCUUGGAGGAAAAAAAAGGAGGCUAUAAGCAGGUCAACCAGUGGUGUUCCCUCUGCCUAAAUCCGGCCUUUUUUCGGUGCUCAACGGAGCUGUUUAUCGACAAAUUUGCCAGGGAUAUUGAAGACCCUUCAAGCCCAGAGGCGUCUGGCUGUGGUAUUUUGCUAUGCGAUAGCUGCAAGGUCUUGAUGGAGAGGCAUGGAAAUGAUCUGGCUAGGGUAGUCUCGUCUAUCCCUGCCUCGGAGGGAGUGCGAGCAGACGUUGACUUUUUGCUCCCUGGCAGCAGUUUGCACCGGUAUUUUUGCGAGUAUUUCACUGUUUAUCGUGGUGCGCCUGAUGGAUCGAUCUCUGAGACCGUGACUUCUCUCACUGAUCGACCACUCGUCAACGACGAGGUGUACGUUCGUGUCACACACUCUGGUGUUUGUGGGUCAGAUCUUCAUUUUCUUCCCUUUGGGAUUGCUUUAGGCCACGAAGGUGUAGGCGUUGUUGAUAAACUCGGGCCAAAUGUCAAGCGGCUUCAGAUUGGCGAUAGAGUUGGAUGGGGCUUUAUCACAGAUACCUGUGGGGGCUGCUCCGCAUGUCUCGCUGGAAAACUCUUCCUAUGCGAGUCAAGUCAGGCCUAUGGACCGAUGGGCGACGCCAAUUCAGGCAGUUUCUCAACAGGUGCUAUUCGACGCGAGUCGUUUUUGUUCCAAAUUCCUGAUAUGAUUUCUUCAGAGGAUGCUGCGCCGUUGAUGUGUGGAGGCGCCACUGUCUGGGCACCAUUGUUUCUUCACGAUGUGAAACCAAACGAGACUGUUGGAAUCGUAGGAAUCGGAGGCGUUGGUCAUCUAGCCAUCCAGUUUGCGCGAGCAAUGGGCUGCACCGUCGUUGCCUUCAGUCAGACAGAGUCCAAGAAACAGCAAUCCCUCGAACUCGGUGCCAGCAGGUUCUUGGCCACGAAAGGGAAAAACGCAGAGGAGUUGCUGAAUACUCUUCAGCAAAAAGGUCCAGAUAACAAAUCAGGACGUGAUUUUAGACUCCACCAUCUCAUCGUAACAACCUCGGAAAUGCCAGACUGGGAUGUGUUUUUCCCCUUGAUUCGGAAUGGCGCAACCAUCUUCCCGAUGACUGCAACCGACCUUGAGAAAAAACUGGACAUUCCCCAUUUGCAGUUUUUGCUCAGGGGAAUAAAAAUUAUCUCGGCUUUGCCAGAUAGAAAGAGUUACCCUGACAUGCUAGAUUUUGCAGCAAGCCACGGUAUCCGUCCGAUCAUCGAGGUGGCGCCGAUGAGUGUGGAAGGCGUUACGAAGAGUAUUCAGCGGUUGAAGGGCGGAUUAGUGCGUUAUCGCGGAGUCCUUCGUUGUUGA